AUGGCUCAAGUGGAACUCUCGACUGCCUCGGCGGUGGAGAUCUUCUCGCUGGGAGAUGACAACAUGAACAAGCGCCAAGUUAAAAGCUCCUUUGACAAGAUUCUGGCCAAGUACAAUGUGGUGGAAGGCGCCCUCUACGCUCUGGUGGCGCUCGUAUUUUUCUACGACCUCCUGGCUACCGCUACCGAGUCCAAGCAGCUACUGUACGUUGUCAAGAACAGCUCAGCUGGUGUGCCGAACGAGAUGAGGUUGCCUACUAUUAUCGAAGUUAUUGCCAACGACUAUUGGAACGAGGUGUCGUUCCCAUAG
Phytophthora sojae is the source of this 309-nucleotide messenger RNA. RefSeq lists its product as hypothetical. The record is from RefSeq and is a predicted model, not a curated record. The transcript has 2 exons. Lineage: Eukaryota; Oomycota; Peronosporomycetes; Peronosporales; Peronosporaceae. Bases 1 to 309 code for a protein of 102 amino acids.